AGGAAAUGGACUUCUCCUCGAUUAUCACAAAUCAAGAGGCUCUUGGAAAGGCAAAAUAUGUCUUCAAGGAUGCUGAAUCUGGAAAAGAUAUGCCAGUUGAUGAUUACAUGAACGUAGUCGUACAUGAUAUGAAACUUGACCGACAAGACGAUUCCUAUUCCUCAAUUUUCAAUAGUCAAAUGAGAGAUUUCAUUGGUGGUGAUGAAGGCGAGAAACUGCAUGAAGUGUCGAAGGUUCUUGAUGAAUUUAUUGAAAGUGAUUCCUUAUUGUCACAUUACCCCUCAGAAGUUUUAGAUAAACCACUUACGCCAGAAAAGAAUGCAUUAAACUUUAUUGAGAAGCCUGUAUCCUUAGUCAAUACAAUUACUAAAACUUUUGAUAAGAAUAAACUUUUGAAUCCGAAAAGUCCAAGAAGUAGCAAGAAGAAAUUAUCGAUCUGGAGAACCUCUUUUGAGGAGCUUAAGGAUUUGAAAACCUCAAACCUAGAAAGCAUUCCUAGCUUAAAAACUCAUCAGCAUAAACAUAAUAAAUUGCAUAAUUAUAAUUCAAAGAAUUCGAGGAUGAUAUUUAAUGAAGGCCGUCAGCGUAAAAUGAUCAAUAUCGACUGAGUAAAUGUCCAAUGCAAUCCUCAAAGUGAUGAUGUAAUUGAGCUCCCCACUCCUCAGAACAACAAGAAAGAGAGACCGACGAGUGUGAACUAUAACUCAAGGUUGAAGCCCAUAAAUGCUGAAUCUGAUGUUGUUUCGAUCAAACUUCAAGGAUAUUCGAGGAAAGAUUUGAUAGAGCCCUUAUACAAAAGAUCUAGCAAGCCUAAGAAUAUGUUCAAAGCGCAACCUCAGAAGGGCCCUUCUGACAUAAAGAUCAGGCGAAAAUCAAAAGGUAAAAAGCAGAGCAGGAACACUAAGAUAACUCGUACAAAAUCGCCUCAAAGAAAGGAUAUCAAGUUCGACACUCUUAAAACUUUUAAAUAAUGCUCAGGACAGAAAGCUUAGCAAGGACUCUAAGCAUUCUAAAUAAGCAUGAAAAAUCAUUGGGGAGAAAAAGCUUAGACUGAAGACCCCUGUCAAAAGCUAACCUAAAUAUGGUCAGUAAGAAGUCAAAUCCUGGCAUGAGUCUGACUAAAACUCAGAGAUUAUAUGGAAUAUUCGCUACUCCUUUAGGAGUUCCAAGACUUAAAAUUUCCAAAAAGACACUAAGAAAUUCCAACAAAGGGUCAAAAGGUGUGUCUAUCCUCCAACCUUCUAUGUCAAAACAAAGCUCCAAAGCCCCAAAAAUGCUCAAAAACAUACAAAAAUCUGGCCCAAAAAGAGGCAGUCGUCUUCCUUGAAUUACAAGCAUGAACAAAAAGCAGCCAAGGAAGUUAAAAAAGAGAUUUUUCUUGAAUUCUGACGCUAACAACCUAUAAAUCCCCAAAAAUUGUAUCUAAGCUCAUGAAAUUAUGAUAAAAC
Molecule: messenger RNA, 1448 nt
Organism: Moneuplotes crassus
Lineage: Eukaryota; Ciliophora; Spirotrichea; Euplotida; Euplotidae
Source: the annotation of a GenBank genome assembly